Molecule: messenger RNA, 828 nt
Organism: Puccinia graminis f. sp. tritici CRL 75-36-700-3
Lineage: Eukaryota; Fungi; Basidiomycota; Pucciniomycetes; Pucciniales; Pucciniaceae
Exons: 3
Coding region: 1-828 (275 amino acids)
Source: RefSeq, a predicted model, not a curated record
AUGUCCUCAAACACUACCCAUCCAGUCAACAAUCAACCCACCAAGGAUUAUCCACAACCAGGAUCCAAGCCAGUACCAACAACCGAACGCCGAGCCUCCUUCCUAUCAACCCUAUUCUCCAUGCCCUCCCCGCCCGUCGGCCGCCACAACUCAGUCAGCAGCAGCAGUACCGCCAGCAGCCUCUCGCCCUCCUCCUCCUCCUGCUCCUCGAUGGCUACCCCGCAACACGAAGCCGGCCGGGGUACUCUCACCGGCUCCCCCGCCUCCUCGCUCGCUUCCCCCAUCGAUUCCAAGUUCAGCCCAAUCGAAUGGUCCUACGCCAACGAAUCCCCUCACUCCCGUCAGACUAGCUUGAGCGACAGUCUCGGCGGGUUCAGCUUGGCGAGCUCCUUCAGAUGGCCUGGCUCGGCCUCCUCCACCGCCCCCGCCGCCGCCGCCGCUUCUAACGUCCAGCCUAUCUCGAUCCCAAACUCUUCCUCCUCUGCUCUUCCUCAACCCAACGAUGCUCAUCAUCACCCUAACCCUGCCCCAACGGUCGGCAUGAGUGCUCCUACCAGAAGGACCAGUGUUGGCGGACCCGCGUUCAGACGGGCAUUCGAAUUACCUACUUACACCAGCACCUAUACUAACCUUCAAGACAACCCUCCACAACAACACGACUCGCCCGCCCAAGCCGACGCUAACAGUCGACGAGGCCGCUCUGGCUCUCUGUUCAGCUCCUUCGGCGUUGGCGCUGGCGCUGGCGAUGCUAGUAAACGCGCUCCUGGCCCUCCCCGACGAAAGCUUAGUCCGAUGGGCGAAAGAAUGAUUCGAGACCACCCUUUCUAA